Pristis pectinata (smalltooth sawfish) is the source of this 3022-nucleotide messenger RNA. Its product is annotated as E3 ubiquitin-protein ligase TRIM39-like. Lineage: Eukaryota; Metazoa; Chordata; Chondrichthyes; Rhinopristiformes; Pristidae. The transcript has 7 exons. Bases 262 to 1686 code for a protein of 474 amino acids. Gene Ontology annotation, molecular function: protein binding; zinc ion binding. The record is from RefSeq and is a predicted model, not a curated record.
GCCGCAUAAGCGGCGCUGCUGGGCCAGUUCCGCCACCCGAGGCGCCGCAGCCCCGGUUCCAACACAAGGUGUGAUCCUGGAUCCGCGACUGAGCCUAAUCGUUUCAGCAAAGUAGGGGAGUCUUAUGCAGGUAGUUGGAUUCACUCGGGGAAUGAAAGUAAUUUAUGAUUCUGAGACGUGUGAUGUCUUGGAAGGGCGGGACGUUUUGGGGAAAACAGAACCGAAAGUCACGAAACAGGGUCCGAAGAACAGACCGGUGCCAUGGCAGAGCUGGAGGGUUUAAUCGAAGAGUUGACGUGUCCCAUCUGUCUGGAGAUCUUCGUCGACCCGGUAUCUCUGCAAUGUGGCCAUCACUUCUGCGGACCCUGCAUCUCUCAGGCUUUGGAGCAGACCACCGGACGGAAUGCCUGUCCCCAGUGUCGGCAGGUCUUCACGGAGAUCAACGCCAGGCCUGCUCGGAGGCUCAGCAUCAUUGUGGAGCAGGCUAGGCUGCUGAAUGAGAAACUGACGCGGCAGAGGUGGGAGCCUUGCUGUCAGGAACACGGGGAGAAGCUGAAGCUCUUCUGUUUUAGGGAGCUGGAGGUCAUUUGUGUGGACUGCUGGAACGCCCGGCAUCAAAGUCACGAAGUCAUCCCUGUGAAGAAGGCAGCCCUGUUGUACAAGAAAGAACUCAAGGAAGCUUUGGUCUUGUUGGAAGGAAAACUGCAAGUGGUUACUGAAAAGAAAAUGAAAGAAGAAGCGAAAAUAGGAACAGUGAGGGCUGAAGUGGGGCAGCUGUCGGAAGCAAUCGGGAGAGAAUUUGCAAAGAUGCAUAAAUUCCUGAACGAGCGAGAGGAGGCUAUGAGAUGUCGGCUGAGAGAAAAAGAGGAGAAUGUCCUGAUGAGACUGGACGAGGUGCUGGCAGUAAUUAACAAUGAUAUGUCGACUCUUGAGGAAAGAAUUUUGGAGAUAAAAUCGCGACUAGACAUAAGUGAAGCAGCCGAGGUUCUCAAGGAUGCAGAAGACUUCCUGACAACAUGUGAUGUCCAGUGCCAAGAGGUGGAGGAGUUCGCCACUGAGUUGACCAGCAAAGUCUUUAGUGAGCCUAUCCAGUUUUUCAACGUAUGGAGGGAUAUGAGGAGAAUAAUUGAACCAAACCGAGCAUAUCUCAGCCUGGACCCAGAGACAGCAAAUGGGCAACUCUUUGUGUCCCAAGAUCUGCUCAGUGUGAAGCUUGAUGAUGAAAAACUGGAUGAGGAGCAAGAUCUUUUUGAUCCACCUGCGCGUUUCAAACGAUCCUUGUGUGUUUUGAGUUCACAAGGUUUCACGUCAGGCAGACACUAUUGGGAGGUGGGUCUCGGAAACAAGACAGAUUGGGUUAUAGGCAUAUGUAAGGAGUCUGUGAACAGAGAGAUAGCUUUCCUCGCUGUACCUUCACGUGGAUAUUGGGUCAUGAGUUUGUUUAAUGAUAAUUAUUACAGGGCAGUAAGCAUUACAUCCACUCCCAUUCCCAUUGAAAGGAAGCUCUGUAAGCUAGGGAUUUAUCUGGACUUUGAAGGGGGGAAGGUGUCAUUUUACAAUGCAGAUGACAUGUCUCACCUCUACACUUUCAGCGACAAAUUUACCGAGAAACUUUAUCCCAUAUUUUGUCCAUGUGAUAAUUUAACCGGCAAAAACUAUGAGCCACUUACACUGCUUACUGUUUAACCAUUUAUCAUUGGGAGGGGUGGAGAAGUUUGGAUUUGACCAGGAAUUCAAAUCAGAUGGAAUCUCAUCGGUUGUCUGCUUUAUGUUCUGUCCAGUGCUCAGUCUCAUUGACUUUAAAGCAGAUGACUCCUAGCUGUGUUAUAUGUUGGAAGGGACUAACAACUUUGCACUAAUUACUAUUGUACUAAUGCAGGUAAAUCAUGGGCUCAUAUUUAACUGAUCUGUGACAUGCCUGCUGUAGGGUGCUGAGGGCCACUUUACAGGGAUGGGUUCCACUGGUUUAACUAAUAUUUUCCUAAAUACUGGGGGAGGAUCUGCAAAGUUUUAAAAUUGGUAGCAGAAUUGAAUAGAAAUAAGAACAUAAGGAACAGGAGCAGGAGGAGGCCAUCUGGCCCAUCAAGCCUGCUCCGCCAUUCAAUAAGAUCAUGACUGAUCUGGCCGUGGACUCGGAUCCACCUACCUGCCUUUUCCCCAUAACCCUUAAUUCUCCUACUAUGCAAAACUCUAUCCAACUGUGACUUAAAUAUAUUUAAUGAGGUAGCUUCCACUGCUCUCCUGGGUAGGGAAUUCCACAGAUUCACUACUCUCUGGGAAAAACAGUUGCUCUUUGUCUCUGUCCUAAAUCUAUUUCCCCAAAUCAUGAGGCUAUGUCCCCUAGUUCUAGUCUCACCUAGCAGUGGAAACAACUGUCCUGCCUCUAUCUUACAUGUCCCUUUCACAACGUUAUAUGUUUCUAUAAGAUCCCCUCUCAUUCUUCUGAAAUGAAAUGGACAUAACUACUUUAAAUAUACAGGGCUUUAUUUUAUUUGUCAUGCCUGUUUCAGGAACAUGCUUCGUCAUCAGUGAGGCCCUGCUGUAACAGAGGGAUGAUGUGUGUCAUAGAGUCACACAACGUGGAAGCAGGCCCUUCGGCCCACUGUCUGUACUGGUCUGAAUUUGCACACAACAGCUCCAACAAAGAGCAUUAAGAUAACGCCCAGUUUCCCCCCACUCGUGUUCAAUGGCUACGGGAUGUUAUGUCAUAUCUAAAUUUAGAGAAGAUCCGUUGUUCUAUUUCUGGAUCUAAUCUGAACUUUCAAAUAUUAUGGGGACCUUUGUUGAACUACUUUCAAAACCAUUGAUUUGGCACUUAAAGUACAGAUACUAGCUAAUACUAUUAUGUCUUUAGGGCUUUUUUUUUCUCUUUUUUUCUUAACAAACUGCUUCGGUUUUGGUAGUGGGUUUAGAAUUUUUUAAUAAUAAAACUAUUCCAAUUUAUUAAUAUUAUUUCUGUUUAUCAAUAUGAGGUAUUGUGAUUUCAAGGGUGAUUCAAUACAAUGUAUUUUGUAGCAUUUUG